GCGCCGGGGGCCAGCCAAGCAGUGCGCCGCCGGACCUUCGCCUCCCUGCGGUGACCUCGCAGUCCUGCGGGCCGCUCGCUCUGCGACCGCGCUUGCGACAGGACUCCCGGCGCCGGGUCCCGAGCGAGCGCGGCCACCUCCGCGCGCUGGCACUCCCCUCCUCCUCCCUUGCUCCUCCUCCGCCUCUUCCGUUUCUCUGUGAAAGGCUGCAGCGUCCUUCUGGGCUCCGCAUCCCCGCUUAGGUAAUCCGUUUUCCUCCCCACGCCACCCCGGUGUCCCCGCGCCAGCGUCUCCGAUCUGGGUCAGUGCGAGCCGAGCGCGCUCCAUCGCCUCUCCGGAGGACAGCUGAGGGCCAGAAGGUGGGUGAGACUGAUAGGCAGGCUUCGGCAAUGUCAGACAUCCUCCAGGAGCUGCUCCGGGUCUCCGAGAAAGCCGCCAACAUCGCCAGGGCGUGCAGGCAGCAGGACGCCCUCUUCCAGCUGCUCAUCGAGGAGAAGAAAGAUGGAGAGAAGAACAAGAAGUUUGCUGUUGAUUUCAAGACCCUGGCCGAUGUGCUGGUACAGGAAGUUAUAAAACAGAAUAUGGAGAACAAGUUUCCAGGUUUGGGGAAAAAAGUUUUUGGAGAAGAAUCCAAUGAGUUUACAAAUGAUUUGGGGGAAAAGAUUACCAUGGAGCUGUGUGCUACAGAGGGAGAAACGGCAGAACUUCUUAGCAGAGUCCUUAAUGGCAACACACAAGCAUCUGAAGCUUUAGCUAAGGUGGUUCACCAGGAUGUAGACUUAACUGAUCCCACUCUGGAUUCCCUGGAAGUCAGUAUUCCACAAGACAUUCUGGGAAUUUGGGUGGAUCCCAUAGAUUCAACCUAUCAGUAUAUUAAAGGUUCUGCCAACAUUAAAUCCAACCAAGGCAUUUUCCCUAGCGGACUUCAGUGUGUCACCAUUUUAAUUGGUGUCUAUGACAUCCAGACAGGCAUGCCCCUGAUGGGAGUCAUUAAUCAGCCCUUUGUGUCUCAAGACCUAACUACUCUCAGGUGGAAGGGACAGUGCUACUGGGGCCUGUCUUACAUGGGGACCAACAUUCAUUCCCUGAAGCUCAGCAUCUCAAAAAGAAACAGCAGUGAAGCCCAGACUGAAAACACCAGCUUAGAUGCAGAGUUCUCCCGUCCCUUUUCUGCAGUCAUCAGUACAAGCGAAAAAGAGACUAUCAAAGACGCACUGUCGCGCAUAUGUGGAGGUAGCAUCUUCCCGGCAGCAGGGGCUGGUUACAAGAGCCUCUGUGUUGUCCAAGGCCUGGUUGACAUUUAUAUCUUUUCAGAGGAUACCACCUACAAGUGGGACUCUUGUGCUGCUCAUGCCAUUCUGAGGGCCAUGGGUGGGGGCAUUGUAGACAUGAAAGAGUGCUUGGAAAGAAAUCCAGAAACGGGGGUGGAUGUGCCACAGUUGCUAUACCAUGUGGAAAACGAAGGUGCUUCUGGGGUGGAUCUCUGGGCCAACAAGGGAGGACUGAUUGCAUACAGGUCCAGGAAGCAGCUGGAGACGUUUCUGAGCCUCCUCAUCCAAAACCUUGCACCUUUGGAGACAUAGACAUAGGACUCUGACCUCAGUUUACCCACAAACCAAACUCAAACUGUUUCUUUUUAUCUCUAUCUCUUGAAGAUAGUUUUGUCCUAUUGAUAUUCACCUUCCUCUUUUGAGGAACAUUUUUCUCAUUAGUGUUCAUUAUGUGUUCAUAAUGUUAAUUUCAGUAAAUUAAUGAUGAUCAUGCUGCAAUUAAAUUGGUAUAUGAUAUUCUUACACUGAAUAUUGCAUUGUUAAUGUUGCUUGGAAUAUGUCAAUAAAAUAUUGAAGAAUGAGGAAAACUUCAGUUCAAUUAGAAUGAUUAGAAUGACUAAAUAUCUAAGCUAUACCAGAAUCAUCACUGAAAUGUUGGGGGAAAUCCAGAUAGGAUUUGCUUGGGUUUUAUUUCUUGUCUUGAAAGAGAAAUCUGUGGUUUUAGCUUGUGAAAGAACAUCUAGAUCUGUGGAUCUGCAUAAUGUAGCCAAGUUCAUGUACUUACCAUAGUGUUCUUUUAUUUUCUUAUAAAAAUGAAAGGCAGAGACACUGUGGGCUCCCUCCCACUUUAGAAAAAGCAGGGAAGAAGUUAGAGACUGGGAAACAGAAAGGAGGGGGAAAAACGCAAAGAGUGAGGAGAAAAAGGGAGGGAACAAGUGGAUGGAUGG
This is a messenger RNA of Nannospalax galili (Upper Galilee mountains blind mole rat), 2218 nucleotides long. RefSeq names its product inositol polyphosphate-1-phosphatase (gene Inpp1). The transcript has 6 exons. The coding region runs from base 390 to 1583 and encodes 397 amino acids. Gene Ontology annotation, biological process: phosphatidylinositol phosphate biosynthetic process. The record is from RefSeq and is a predicted model, not a curated record. Gene Ontology annotation, molecular function: inositol-1,4-bisphosphate 1-phosphatase activity. NCBI's taxonomy places the organism in Eukaryota, Metazoa, Chordata, Mammalia, Rodentia, Spalacidae.